CGAAAAAAGCAUCCUCGGAUUGAGUAGCUUCAGCCUCCAGCGCCAAUUGACAAACUGCAGUCUUUCAACGGUGCAAAAAAUUAAAUCACGCUCUUUAGGCCUCAGAAUUAUGGUGCAUCCUUGUUUCAAAAGACAUCUCGGAGUGCUUGACUCUCUCCAAUCCAGACGUCGGACUUGUUGAAUCGAAUAUGCAUGAAAUGACAAGAAUUUCGGAGUGCAUUGAAAUGUCGUCUACCUUACUGAAGCCUGAAAACUAGCUUUUAUUGCAUUUAAUUUUUUUUUAAUGAACAAUAUGAUGUCAAAUUUUCUCCCCCUCCCGACGAAAACGAUACUAAGUCUCUCUAUUCGAUUAGCUUUCAAGUUGUUGUUGAAGAUGAUGAGCGUUCUAGUUCAUCUAGUCCGUGAUAUUCCUGCACAUUUGCCUUGUCGGAUGUUCCUAGAACGACAUCAAGUUCAAAAGCUUCUAAACGUACUCAUUCGGCCGCCAAGAUUUCCUUCGCUUCCGUGGAACGUUCUUUGUGCCACAGAUCUGGACCUUGAGCUAGAAUCAGAAUCGUGUUCCCCUUGUUCCACCUUCCAGCGUCUCUCAACUGGCUCGGGUGGAACAUAUCUGUGAUAUGCACUUGCGAGGAGCACAGACAGGAUCUGCUCAUCCUUGGAUCUCACCUCCUGUGGGCCACUGUCUUGUGGCAUUGAGGUCCGCAAUCCCAGUUACUGUACGCGUACGUACAUAUGUACACGAGUACGUACAAAGAGCAGCACAGUAGAGGGAACAAAUCAGGCGUUCACGACAAAACAAAAUACAACCUUAACUUCGGAGGAGCCUGAACCUAUUUGAGGCGAGAGCUCAAAGAAAAUCGUCUAAUCAUUAUUGGAUUUGGAAGCAUCACAAAUGGGUGGUUACUAUCCACCGUUUGUCGUGGGUCCUGUUCGAUAGAAUCGACCACAGUGCGAGCAAGACGUUGGCUGCCAAGCCCAUGAAUAAAGUUGGAGCACGAGGCUGACAUUGGGGAAUGUUUGUGCCCCCUCAUUGACCAUGGCGUCAGUCCGAGAGACUCACGCCCGUGUCCAUAGUUGUCAUGUACUCCUUGUAUUGGGCAGGUGGACCCAUUGAAGAAUUUCCAGAAAACAACUGCUCUGGGGAUCAAGAAGAGCUGCUAAACUCGAUCAGCCAGGCGCGUCUGUGAUAUUAGAAAUUUAAGGAAACGUAACGUAUGUAUGUGUGUGAUAUAUCUCCAUAACAUGGAGAACGUGAAAGGGCGGGUGCCCCCCAAGAAAGUGGUCUCCAUUGUUCCAAAUGAAGGCUCUAGGUUCUGCUUGGUGAAUGGCCAGACUCCUCUUGAAGUGAACCAGGCGUUAACCGCAACCAGAUCGUCGAGACCUCUCUCUUCGGGUUCCAUUCGUUCCAUCUCCCCAGCCCAACGGUGGCCUGUCCGUUCCAAGUCCCAGGAUCGCCAUUUUCUUCGCCGAAGUCUCAUCUUUGAGGAAGGUGGAUCCAAAGUGGCGCCAGAAAACGGAGUUACACACAUUCCAAAACUUCCAUUCACUCGACCGCGCGGUUCCUCUCAAUCCAGCGGAUGCGAAGGGAGCGCCAAGGAAAAUGGAACGGGGUUCCACCGAUCCGCUCGAUCACCGAUUCGAAAUGAUAUAUCCUCCAGGUCCUCAAUGUCAUCGCGAGAAAGCUCGCAAGAAAGUCUGGAUCACUCCAGCUCUCGGGGACUGUCGCCAUCUCGUGGACGAUCGGGGCAACUCCGGAGUCGAAAAGCCAAAUCCAUCAGUCAAAAGGCCAAGAUAUGGGAGGCCGUGGCCAAAACGGAUAAGUCCCAGGCCGCUUUCAGGUUGAGCUUUGAACUAACCCUUUAACAACGAUCCACAGAUACAUGUAACGACCCAAAUUUGCUUUCAUACGUUUAACAGCACUCUCCCUUGGUCCACUAAAUUUGUUCGAAACCACAACCUCGCCAACGGAAGACCCGAGAGUAAUCCAAGGUUAAUGAAGACAUGCUCUAGUCCGUCUCUGACGGAUAUGAUGGCACAAAGGGAUGCCACCAA
Molecule: messenger RNA, 2052 nt
Organism: Tigriopus californicus
Lineage: Eukaryota; Metazoa; Arthropoda; Copepoda; Harpacticoida; Harpacticidae
Exons: 3
Coding region: 1219-1863 (214 amino acids)
Source: RefSeq, a predicted model, not a curated record